CAUUUUAUGCUGCAAACUUUUCUCGGUAGACUACCGCCAUAUCGCCAUGGCAGGGGUCUUUGGAAGCCUCAACGAGAAUCAAGUGCUGCAGAUUUUGCUUCAUUUGGCUCCGAUCGACUCCAUUCACCUCACACUGGUCUCGAAGAAUGAUAUCUUUGCUCCAAAGAAGGCUACUAUGGAGGGCUAUUGGGAGCACUACGCCAGGCGAGUCUUCCAGUUGGAGGGUCUUCAUGCUGCCACGAACGCCGACGGCGCAGUGGGGAAGAGCUGGGGUGAAAUCUUCCAGUCGUGGCACCAGGCACUCCGCAGUGUGAGCCCCGCGAACGCUCUCCUGGCGCUGCGCAGCGACACCAGGCCCAGCCAGCACGUGGGCCAUCGCUGGGUCACGGUGUGGCGCAGGAUCAAGAGCUGGCUGAAAGAGAACCCCAGUGCCAAGCAGAUCAAAGAAAGUCUCCGUAAUGAGGCUGCCGACUUGUCAGCUCUCGAGAAGAUGGGGGCCUUGCCAUCAGUGAUGAACUGCUGGCGAAUGGUGGAUGGUCAAGAUGUACCCCUGGACCCCCAGGUGGCCUCGAUGGCGCGGACCGUGAACGCUCUCGGAGAAGGCGACCAGUGGUCUCAUGGUCUUUUUGGAGGUUAUCAGACCUAUGACCAUGAAGUCUGCACAGUCUUCUUACCCCUGGAUGCGGCCAUGAACAUCACCCAGCACUUUUGCCAGAUGCUCCGGGAUCGCAUCCCCGAUCUCACGGAGAACGUGCUGGCGAACAAGGUCGUCUUCGCGAUGUCCUUCAACGCCGUGAAAGUCUUCUUCGUCGAUGUGCGCGACGGCCGCGUCUACGUCUUCACGCGGAAGCGCUUCGCGGCCUUGGAGCUGGCGGUGCCCGACAGCGGGGCGACCACCGAUGGCUUCGUGAGGUGGUUUGAAGAAUAUGGUCGACGUUUGCAGAGCAACUUCUACACCAUGGACUAUCUCAGACCUGAGGAAGCUCCAUUGCAGAUGGGCAUCUCUCUGUUCCCCAACGCGCCACCGGAGCUCACAGUUUGUGUGACUCGUGGAGUGGAAGUUCGAGCGAGCUGCAUCUACAUGCCCGAGCAUCAAGCAGGUUGGACCUACAGCAUUGCGAUACGCCUGGUGGGCACCAAGGAAGAACGGGGCUUUGAGCAAUGCCAGUUGGUCUCGCGGCAUUGGGAGAUCGAGGAGGAAGGCCGCCACGAGUGUGAACGCGUGGACGGCGACGGAGUGAUUGGCCUCUUCCCCAUCCUCGUGGAGGGCGGCUGGCUGCGGAAUCGCGAAAGCGAUCCCCAUGGGCAGUACCCCAGUCAUGGCCGUGCAGAAGGCGCCUUCCGAUACCAGAGCUGCUCCGGACGAAAUGGCGCCAUGCGGGGCCGUUUCGGGGGUGCCAUGACCUUUGUCCCCGGCACGCGCAAGCAGCCCAGCGGGGAGACCUUCCGCGUGAAAGUGGAACCUUUUCGGCUCUAUGUGCCCCAAUACAUGUACUGAGCCGCCUACGGGUCGCCGGCGCAUUUUGUAUGCAUAGUGCGGGUGAGCGAAAUCACUCCUUGCUUGGACGAAAUCUCCGCUGAAACACCGAAAGUUGAACUUCUUGUC
Messenger RNA from Durusdinium trenchii, 1606 nucleotides. NCBI's taxonomy places the organism in Eukaryota, Dinophyceae, Suessiales, Symbiodiniaceae. The record is from the annotation of a GenBank genome assembly.